GUCAGCUUUCAAAGUUUUGCAGAGUGAUCAUCUCUUUGGGACAUCAUAAGACUCAUAACCAAGCGACACCACCACACCACCUUUACGUUUUCGCGCUACUGCUUUAGGCCAACACCCAAAGAUUGGGCAAUACACCAAAAAGCAACCAAAACAAAACCCAAAAAACAAGAAAAAAGAAGUGGGGGUGAAGAGACUUCACAGAGAGCGCAUCUGUAAAAGAGUUCUCCUCCAAAUUAGAGAGAGAGAGAGAGAGAGAGAGAGAGAGGGAUGGAGAGAAGGGUUUUAGUGGUGUGUUCUGUUGUGGGUUUAUUGGGAAUCUUAUCAGCUGCUACUGGUUUUGUUGCUGAAGCUACCAGAAUCAAGGGCUCUCAGGUUCAGUUUAUUUCCACAUCUGAGUGUGCAUAUCCGCGAAGUCCAGCCAUGGGUCUAGGUUUAACUUCCGCAAUUUCUCUGUUGAUUGCACAAUUAAUUGUAAAUGUUUCUAGUGGUUGCAUUUGUUGCAAACGAAGUCCUAAUCCUUCCAAUCCGAAUUGGAAAAUAGCUCUCCUGAGCUUUGUUAUUUCAUGGUUCAGUUUUAUUAUAGCCUUCUUGUUGUUGCUGACUGGUGCUGCCCUUAAUGACCAGCACGGUGGAGGGACCAUGUACUUCGGUAACUACUACUAUUACUGCUAUGUCGUGAAACCCGGAGUUUUUGCUGGAGGCGCUAUUCUGUCGCUUGCAAGUGUUUUAUUGGCAAUAGUCUAUUAUCUCACUUUAAAUUUGGCAAAAAACAAUAGCCCUUUGUGGGGGAAUCCUGCUCCAAGUCAAGGCAUUGCUUUGGGGCAGCCUCAGUUUCCACCACAAAAUACUCAACAACCCGUUUUUGUGCACGAAGACACCUACGUACGACGACAGUAUGCGUGAUUCGUAACUGGUCACCAAGCAAACGUUUUUGAGUUGGUGAACCUGUGAAGAUAUGAAAGUACUUGCUGUGUCUGUCAGUAGGCUAGAGAAUGGAAUAUGGAAAUUUGUUAUUCCUCAGCAUUUGGCUGUGUUUUGUUUUGCUUUUGUUUCCAUAUCCAAGUAGGUGAGAGAGGUUGUAUAGUGAGAUAAUCAAACAAAAUAUGUAAUAUUUAUGUGAACACGAAUGUAUUUGGACUCGCCUGUUUUAUUUUUA
Molecule: messenger RNA, 1156 nt
Organism: Momordica charantia (bitter melon)
Lineage: Eukaryota; Viridiplantae; Streptophyta; Magnoliopsida; Cucurbitales; Cucurbitaceae
Product: transmembrane protein, putative (DUF1218)
Source: RefSeq, a predicted model, not a curated record